AUGGCCAUCGUACGAGCGAUCGGGAAGCCGGACCUGUUCGUCACGAUGACGUGUAACGCAAAGUGGCCAGAGAUCACCCAGGCCUUGCUACCAGGGCAGACGGCCGCCGAUCGACCGGACCUCUCCGCACGCGUUUUCCGGUUAAAGCUGAAGUCCAUGCUGGAGGACCUCUCAGCGGGAGUCCUUGGAUUGGAAGUUGCCCGCAUUCACGUCAUCGAGUACCAGAAACGUGGUCUGCCGCACGCACACUGUCUACUCAUCCUUGCCGAGAGCGAUAAGCCGCGGUCGGCAGCUGACUACGAUCGACUGGUGUCUGCCGAAAUUCCGGAUCCUGCAAACGAGCAGCUCUACGAAACCAUCAGCAAGUCCAUGAUGCACGGUCCAUGCGGUCGGUCGAAUCCCAACUCGCCAUGCAUGAAGGAUGGAUCGUGCUCGAAAAAGUUUCCGAAGCAGUUUUGCGAGGAAACACGGCAGACGCAGGACGGAUACCCAUUGUACCGGCGACGCAAUGAUGGUCGCACCGUAACGAUCAAGAAUAUAGCGCUUGAUAAUCGUUACGUGGUGCCGUACAAUCCGUGGCUUAGUCACAAGUACAACAGCCACAUCAACGUGGAGGUGUGUGCGACCGUCAGCAGCGUCAAGUACUUGUACAAGUACGUGUACAAAGGGCACGAUCGGGUCGCUUUUUCGACGCAUGAAACGGUGGACGAAAUCCAGCAGUACGUCGAUGCUCGCUACAGCAUGCUGACCCGGUCGCAGUCACCACAGCAUGCUGACCCGGUUCUUCCUGUUGUCGGCCAAUGA
Anopheles darlingi is the source of this 804-nucleotide messenger RNA. RefSeq lists its product as uncharacterized. The record is from RefSeq and is a predicted model, not a curated record. Bases 1 to 804 code for a protein of 267 amino acids. The transcript has a single exon. Lineage: Eukaryota; Metazoa; Arthropoda; Insecta; Diptera; Culicidae.